AUGGAGAAAAAGAAGAUGUGUUGGGUAGCUUGGAAAAAACUUACAAGAGCAAAAGGAGAAGGGGGACUCGGGUUUAGAGACCUACAGAGCUUUAACAAUGCCCUCCUGGCUAAGAUCAGCUGGAGAAUCCUCACCAACCCUGAGUGUCUCUUGGCAAGAGUGCUCCUAGGAAAAUAUUGCCACUCCACUCCGUUUCUAGAUAGUGUGGCUCCCGCCUCCUCCUCUCAUGGCUGGAGGAGUAUACUAAUUGAGAAAGAUCUCGUGAAAUCACAAUUAGGGAAGAUUUUUGGUAAUGGGGAGGAUACUCUUAUCUGGACAGAACCGUGGCUCUCCCUUACCUCCCCAAUAACCCCAAUGGGACCACCUCCAUAG
Messenger RNA from Camelina sativa (false flax), 372 nucleotides. The record is from RefSeq and is a predicted model, not a curated record. Lineage: Eukaryota; Viridiplantae; Streptophyta; Magnoliopsida; Brassicales; Brassicaceae.